Heterocephalus glaber (naked mole-rat) is the source of this 921-nucleotide messenger RNA. RefSeq names its product olfactory receptor 14I1. Gene Ontology annotation, biological process: G protein-coupled receptor signaling pathway. Gene Ontology annotation, cellular component: membrane. Gene Ontology annotation, molecular function: G protein-coupled receptor activity; olfactory receptor activity. NCBI's taxonomy places the organism in Eukaryota, Metazoa, Chordata, Mammalia, Rodentia, Bathyergidae. The record is from RefSeq and is a predicted model, not a curated record.
AUGGACAACCUCACUGUCUUCACAGAAUUCCUCCUCAUGGAUGUCACACACUCCUGGGAGUUUCAGGUUCUUCAAGGUGUGCUCUUUUUAGUGAUUUAUCUGGGAGCAAUAACAGGGAAUCUUGGGACUGUCAUUAUCAUCAUAACAGACAUACAUUUGCACUCCCCCAUGUACUUUUUUAUAAGCAGUGUGGCCCUCCUAGACCUCGGGAGCAUCACAGUCGUUGUUCCCAGAGCUGUAGUGAAGUCCAUGACAGGCAAAAAAACCAUAUCCCUGGCAGAGUGUGCUGCACAGAUUUUCCUCUAUGUCCUUUUUGCAGCUGUGGAAUUUGCCCUCCUGGUGGUUAUGUCCUUUGACCGCUACGUGGCCAUUUGCCACCCUCUGCACUAUGGGCUCAUCAUCACCCCAAGUCUGUGCUCCCAGGCUGUAGCUGGCUCCUGGGCAUCUGGUCUGGUCUACUCUGCUAUCCACACAGGUGCUCUGUUCAGGCUUCCCUUCACCAAGACCAAUGUGAUCCCACAAUAUUUCUGUGAUGUACCUCAAAUUCUGAGAAUUUCAUCUUCAGAUGUCCAGUUUUCAGAAUUUGUAAUCAUUGCUCUAAGCAUUUGUCUUGUGUUAAUAUGUUUUUCAUUUAUGUUUAUGUCAUACACUAACAUAUUUUCAACUGUGCUCAAGAUGCAUUCUGUGGAAGCCCGAAACAAAGUCAUAUCCACCUGUACCCCACAACUGGCCAUUCUCCUAUUGUUGAUCAUUUCAGGAGCAAUAGCUUACUUAGGUCCCAUUGCAAAUAAACCUUCCCUUAAGAAUCUGCUCACUGCUAUUUUCUAUAGCGUGGUGCCACCAUUCGUGAACCCCAUCAUCUACUGUCUACGCAACAGAGAGAUCAAUGCUGCUUUGCAAAGAAUGUUCAACAGAUUCUGA